CCAGCCCAAUAUCAAUUUCCCAAAAGCGUCACGUACAAAUCGCCGGUUUCACAGACCUCCACGACUCGGUGCACAAAACCCAAUCCGACAUACCGCACUGAGUCGACUCGGCCGCAUCAUAUCCUGAUUUCUCUCUACAAUCUAUUCUUUUGGGUUUCAAGCCAAAUCGCUAGUUGCAAUGGCACCAUCACGUAACAUCAUCGUAGCCACCGGUCUGGUUGUUUUCGCGUCUGCCGGCUUAGCUUUCCCCUUUUACAUGGCAUCCUCCAAAAAACCAGUGAUAGAUCCAACAAAACCUUUACCUCCUCAAGCAACUUUUAGAGGACCUUACAUAAAUACGGGUUCACGUGAUGUUGGACCUGACCAUCGAACUUACCCAAAGAAAUGAUGCGAUCGAGUCAUGACAAUCUCCACAUAAACUGUAAACAGGAGUUUUCAAUGUGAGCUGUAGUAUUACAUUCUUAUAUUUGUCAUGGUCACUUUUGGAAUUUCUUAAGAAGAUUGUCAUCCAA
Messenger RNA from Eutrema salsugineum, 512 nucleotides. RefSeq lists its product as uncharacterized. Bases 179 to 388 code for a protein of 69 amino acids. Lineage: Eukaryota; Viridiplantae; Streptophyta; Magnoliopsida; Brassicales; Brassicaceae. The transcript has 3 exons. The record is from RefSeq and is a predicted model, not a curated record.